Messenger RNA from Choloepus didactylus (southern two-toed sloth), 1109 nucleotides. RefSeq names its product growth-regulated protein homolog gamma-like. The transcript has 4 exons. Gene Ontology annotation, cellular component: extracellular region. Gene Ontology annotation, biological process: cellular response to lipopolysaccharide; neutrophil chemotaxis; inflammatory response. The record is from RefSeq and is a predicted model, not a curated record. NCBI's taxonomy places the organism in Eukaryota, Metazoa, Chordata, Mammalia, Pilosa, Megalonychidae. The coding region runs from base 151 to 474 and encodes 107 amino acids. Gene Ontology annotation, molecular function: CXCR chemokine receptor binding; chemokine activity.
UCCUCGAAGCGCGGGAUUUUCCCACCCGGUCAUGGAUAAAAAGAGGUCGUCGAUCUCAGGGAGCCACAGAACCCGGACCACAGGCAGCCCUCCCCGAGCCAGCUCUCCCGCUCCAGGCACCCGCCGCUCCCGCCCUCCGAGCUGAGCACCAUGGCCCGCGCCGCUACCUCCGCCGUCCCCCGGGUCCCCCGGCUCCUCCCCGCCGCGCUGCUGCUGCUCCUCGUGCUCGCCGCCGGCCAGCGCGCAGCAGGGGCUCCCGUGGUCUCUGAACUGCGCUGCCACUGCCUGCAGACCGUGCAGGGAAUUCACCCCAAGAACAUCGAAAGCGUGAAGGUGACGGCCCCGGGAGCCCACUGCGCCCAAACCGAAGUCAUAGCCACUCUCAAGAAUGGGCAGGAAGCUUGCCUCAACCCUGAAGCCCCCAUGGUUAAGAAAAUCAUCCAAAAGAUGCUAAACCGGGGCAGCAAUAACUGACCUAGAGAGAAGGAGGAAGCAGCUCUGCCUUCACAGAACCCAAAAUUUAAGAAGAAAAACAGUUGGCGUCUGAGGAUAUCUGCACUGGGCUUAAUGUGUUUGAAUGUUUCUUAUUAGAGUUCUGUUUUUUAAUGUAUCUAUUUAUUUAUUUAUUUUUCAAAGCUUGUGUUUUAAUAUUUUACAUGUUAGUAUCUGAAGACAUGAAUGUGUUCAGUCAGAAUUCGUUUAGUCCUCAUUAUUUAUUUGAUUUGAAGAUGAUGGGUUUCAAACGUCUCAUUAAGCUAAUAUUUAUUGAGAACCCUUCAAGUGCCAGCCUCUCUGAUGGGGUGGGUGUGGGGGGAACGUCCAAGCAAACAGGUAGUGAGAUCACUGUUAGAGUAGAUGAAUGUGUGUGCACAUCUAUUUCUGUAUUUGUUGAAGAGAAUGUCAGUUAUUUAUUGAAAUUAUUUCACAGUUUGUGGUCAACAUUCUUAUGUUGAAGCAUCCCUUGGACAUUUUAUGUCUUGAUUGUAAGGCAUAAUGCCUUGUUUAAUGUUCAUUAUGCAGUGUUUCUGUAUGUCUUAGUACAAAGAAGUUAUAAUAAUUAUUGUUACAUUUUUAUAAAUAACAUGAAAAUAAAAGUUUUUUCAAAAAUA